AUCUCUCAAAAGCCUCCCUUUUUUUCUUAUUCUUCUCCAUUGUUGUCUCUUCCUAUAUAUAAUCCACAUCUCUGCUUUCUCUCCUUCGUGUUCAAACCCGGAGAUGGCAACCAGCAAAGCCGAAGGCAAGAGGAGGCUAAUGGAGUUGGAAGAAGAGGAAGAUCAAGAAGAAGACGAAGAUAACACCACCGGUGACGAUGAAAAGAAGAAGAGAGGGAAGAGAGGAUACUCCGGCGGGUCAACCCUACCCGCCUGCCAGGUCGAGGACUGCCCUGCCGACAUGACCGACGCCAAGCGCUACCAUCGACGGCAUAAGGUCUGCGAGUUCCAUGCCAAGGCUCCCGCCGUUCGAGUUGCUGGGAUCCAUCAACGCUUUUGCCAACAAUGUAGCAGGUUUCAUGAAUUAUCAGAGUUCGAUGAAGCGAAAAGGAGUUGUAGAAGGCGUUUGGCCGGACACAACGAACGACGUCGGAAAAGCUCAUCUGAAUAUCAUGAAGAAGGAUCGAAUUAUUAAGUAGCUUGAAGGCAAGCUUAUGAUACUUCAUAACUCACCCUCGAAUUUACUAUGAAACCUAUAUAUAGGAAGGCCUUCACCAAUGCUCAUCUAAGAUGAAUUUUAGAUGUAAUGGUUUGCUCUCUCUCUUCUGUCAAUCUGAAUUAUGCACCUUUUCUUGCUAGCUCUGCAAGAAAAUCUAUCUUUAUCUAUGGAAAGCCUUUAUAUA
Messenger RNA from Hibiscus syriacus, 722 nucleotides. Its product is annotated as squamosa promoter-binding-like protein 3. Lineage: Eukaryota; Viridiplantae; Streptophyta; Magnoliopsida; Malvales; Malvaceae. Gene Ontology annotation, biological process: flower development. Gene Ontology annotation, cellular component: nucleus. The transcript is spliced from 2 exons. The coding region runs from base 104 to 514 and encodes 136 amino acids. Gene Ontology annotation, molecular function: DNA-binding transcription factor activity; DNA binding. The record is from RefSeq and is a predicted model, not a curated record.